Messenger RNA from Radiomyces spectabilis, 536 nucleotides. RefSeq lists its product as uncharacterized. The transcript is spliced from 2 exons. The record is from RefSeq and is a predicted model, not a curated record. Bases 39 to 458 code for a protein of 139 amino acids. Lineage: Eukaryota; Fungi; Mucoromycota; Mucoromycetes; Mucorales; Radiomycetaceae.
CGAUUUGUUGGACCAACAAACCAAGCUAAGUGACCAUCAUGAACACCAUGUCAUUUGGAUCAUUUCACGCAAAGCACUUCAAUCCAGAUGAAGUGCUGCGCUGGAAGAACUUUAUUUUUGGAGGGCAUGCAAUGCCAGUGAAUGCCUAUCCAACCACAGACGCAUACUACAGUUAUCCCGCAACGGAUGCACAAGGUUACUACGCCGACAGCGAUCAUGGAAUACCGCAGACCCAUGCGCCAAAUUCAGAAUACAUAGAGACGUUUGACAUACCAAAAGGAGAAGAAGAUCAAGUGAUUCAGGAAGGAGAGCAAGAGGAAGUUUACGAAGAAGGAGAAGAAUACGGAGAAGACGACGAGGAAGAAAUGGUCUACCACGGAACGCUGAGUAAAGAAGCAGUUGAGAUCUUCCGAUUUUCGGAAGCUUAUCGCAAAGAACGCUUUGGACAGGGAAAAUGAAGUUCAAGAAGAAUCUUGUGAAGAGUGGCUCUACAACGAAUCCACGGUACCAUAUCGUAACGGCUUGGAAGCCCCGGC